Molecule: messenger RNA, 1928 nt
Organism: Dryobates pubescens (Downy woodpecker)
Lineage: Eukaryota; Metazoa; Chordata; Aves; Piciformes; Picidae
Gene: CSNK1G3
Product: casein kinase 1 gamma 3
Exons: 14
Coding region: 23-1387 (454 amino acids)
Biological process (GO): peptidyl-serine phosphorylation; endocytosis; signal transduction
Cellular component (GO): nucleus; cytoplasm; plasma membrane
Molecular function (GO): protein serine/threonine kinase activity; ATP binding
Source: RefSeq, a predicted model, not a curated record
AGUGAAGUAUUGUAAAUCUGACAUGGAUAAUAAAAAGAAAUACAGGGACAAGCUGGAUGAAAGAAUAACACGGCCUAGUGGGAGGUCAGGCCAUAAUCCACGUGGCACUGGUUCUUCAAGUUCUGGAGUGUUAAUGGUUGGCCCAAACUUCCGAGUUGGCAAAAAAAUCGGAUGUGGUAAUUUUGGAGAACUACGGUUAGGGAAAAAUUUAUACACAAAUGAGUAUGUGGCCAUUAAACUGGAGCCAAUGAAGUCGAGAGCACCACAGCUACAUUUGGAAUACAGAUUCUACAAGCAGCUAGGAUCUGGAGAUGGAAUACCUCAGGUUUACUAUUUUGGCCCAUGUGGCAAGUAUAAUGCUAUGGUGAUAGAACUACUUGGACCUAGUUUGGAAGAUUUAUUUGACUUGUGUGGUAGGACAUUUUCCCUUAAAACGGUUCUUAUGAUAGCCAUACAGUUGAUUUCUCGUAUGGAGUAUGUCCAUUCAAAGAACUUGAUAUACAGAGAUGUAAAACCUGAGAACUUCUUAAUAGGACAACCUGGAAACAAAACCCAGCAAAUUAUUCACAUUAUAGAUUUUGGGUUGGCAAAGGAGUAUAUAGAUCCAGAAACAAAGAAGCACAUACCAUAUCGGGAACACAAGAGCCUUACAGGAACAGCUAGAUACAUGAGUAUAAAUACACAUUUAGGAAAAGAGCAAAGUAGAAGAGAUGAUUUGGAAGCUUUAGGUCACAUGUUUAUGUAUUUUCUCAGAGGAAGCCUUCCAUGGCAAGGUUUAAAGGCUGAUACAUUAAAAGAACGUUACCAGAAAAUUGGAGACACAAAACGAGCAACCCCUAUAGAAGUACUGUGUGAAAACUUCCCAGAGGAAAUGGCUACGUAUCUGCGUUACGUAAGAAGGCUGGAUUUUUUUGAAAAGCCAGACUAUGACUACUUAAGAAAGCUCUUCACAGACUUACUUGAUCGGAAAGGCUAUAUGUUUGAUUAUGAAUAUGACUGGAUUGGCAAACAGUUGCCUACUCCUAUGGGUUCAAUACAUUCAGACCCUGCACAGUCAUCAAAUAGAGAAGCAUAUCAGCACAAAGUGCAACAAUCCAAACAUCAGUCAACAGACCAUAGGGCAGCUUGGGUCUCACAAGCCAAUCCACAUCAUUUGAGGGCUCAUCUAGCAGUUGACAGACAUGGUGGCUCAGUACAGGUAGUAAGCUCAACAAAUGGAGAACUGAACACAGAUGACCCAACUGCAGGCUGUUCAAAUGCACCCAUCACAGCUCCCGCAGAAGUGGAAGUAGUGGAUGAAACUAACUGCCAGAAAGUGUUGAACAUGUGUUAUGUAAUUCUCAGAGCAGCUCUGGUCUGCCUCUGCCCACUGCUACUUUUUCAGUGACUGAACGACAGGGUGCCCUUGGAUGUUUUGAGAAGGUGCUGCUGUUUUUUCAAGCGAAGGAAAAGGAAAACCAUUCAGCGCCACAAAUGACUAGAACCAUGCUGAACGUGGGAAACUGACGUUUGUUCAACUGCUGUCUUGUGAUCUUAAGGAAACCCAAGACCUCUGUAAUCACCACAAGUUUUCCAAGGACUGUUGUAGAAACAAUGCUUUGAUUUUGGUUCUCCUGAAUCCAUCAUUUCUUUAAAUCAUCUAUUCUGAAAGCUUUAAGGUUUUGUCAAAUAUGAGUCCUCUUUGACUGUCAACAACUGGACCAAUGAUAUGGUACAAAUGGACAUCAUCUUCAGCAAAACCAAACCUGUGAAGUCAUUCUCCUGUCAUAAAGAAAUGCUGGCAGUGUCAACUGAAGACAGGUGUCAUAAAACUGUUGAAUUGGUAGCAGCUUAUCAACAGCAGUUUUCUUCAAAAAAUGUGGAAGAAAAUCACAGAUGCACAACCAGAUAGAAAAAUAAUAAACUAAUAAACUCUUAAGAUUUUUUUC